This is a messenger RNA of Neurospora crassa OR74A, 399 nucleotides long. RefSeq lists its product as hypothetical. The coding region runs from base 1 to 399 and encodes 132 amino acids. The transcript has 2 exons. The record is from RefSeq and is a predicted model, not a curated record. Lineage: Eukaryota; Fungi; Ascomycota; Sordariomycetes; Sordariales; Sordariaceae.
AUGCCCCCGCACUUCAGCAAGAGACCCAGAAGACUCAGGCCGCCCGGAAGUCGUCAAUCUCUCCAGCAAUUGACAUACUCGGGCUAUUUUCCCUCUCGCGCUCUCGAUGAUGUUGAUGGUACGCUGAAAGAUGGCCGGUUUUGUCUUCAGAAGAGGCAGGUUUUCGUUACACAGCUUGAUCAAGUCCUCGAGGUCGACAACACAGGUUCGCGCCAGCUCGAGACAGGGACGGACUGCGGUUACGGUGGAGGUGUGGUCGAGGGGGAUAUUGAAGAGGAGAGCUUUGAAAUGAGAACGAUACAGCGGGGAAACCUGGAAGAACGGUCGCCCAGGUUGGCCCAAGACAACUUCAGCUGCGAGUCCAAGCUCAAAGCUGGGUGGUUCAGAACCCGUCUUUGA